CUCUUGCUAAAGGAGGAGGAGAAAAAUCUUUUAUUAAGAUUAAACCAUUUAGAGGAGAUGGUACUGAAGAUCUUGUUGAUUGGAUUAAUGAAUUUGAACGAGCUACUAUUGCCAAUAACUAG
Messenger RNA from Racocetra persica, 122 nucleotides. Lineage: Eukaryota; Fungi; Glomeromycota; Glomeromycetes; Diversisporales; Gigasporaceae. The record is from the annotation of a GenBank genome assembly.